Bubalus bubalis (water buffalo) is the source of this 3227-nucleotide messenger RNA. It is a transcript of the gene NR1H4, whose product is annotated as nuclear receptor subfamily 1 group H member 4. The transcript is spliced from 9 exons. The record is from RefSeq and is a predicted model, not a curated record. Lineage: Eukaryota; Metazoa; Chordata; Mammalia; Artiodactyla; Bovidae. Gene Ontology annotation, molecular function: nuclear receptor activity; zinc ion binding; bile acid binding. Bases 835 to 2295 code for a protein of 486 amino acids. Gene Ontology annotation, biological process: cell differentiation; negative regulation of transcription by RNA polymerase II; bile acid signaling pathway.
AUCCACAGAGCUAGUGAGUGCCAAGGAAGCCUGCAUGUAUUAGUUUGCUAAGGCUGGUGUAAUAAAAUACCACAUAUUGGGUGACUGAAAUAACAUGUAUUUUUGUACCAGUUUGGAGGCUAGACCUUCAUAAUCAAGGCUGAGUUGGCUCUUUCUGAAGGCUGAAAUGGACGGAUCUGUUUCUGGCCUCUCUUCUUAGCUUGUAGAUGAUGUUUCCUUGUGUCUUUUGCACUGCCUUUUCUUUGAGCUUCUGUGUCUGAAAUACAGAUUUCCCAUUUGCAUAAGAGCACCAGUCAUACAGGAUUAGGAACCAAUCUAAUGACCUCAUUUUAACUUGGUUACCUCUGUAAAGACCCUGUCUCCAAACAGUGUGGCAUGCUGAGGAGCUGGGAGUUAGAACUUCCAUAUACUAACUGUGGGGAGGGGACACAGUUCUAUCCAUAACACUGGGUACAAACCCAGAUUAACUGGCCUCACACAGUUCAGUAUUAUGCUUUCAUGUUUCCUGACAUUACAAAAUUAUACCAUUCUGUACCCUUUUGAGAGGAACAAAUGCCAAAACAUAGAACAUGGCUCUAGACACUCAAAUCCACUUUUAGAGCCUCUGAACUGAAAUCUGUCCUCUGAAAAUUCCUAAAUUGGAACGUGCUCCCUCAAAAUGUUUAUCCAAGAGGCUGGUUUCCAGCUUACUAGGCAAUUUGGCAUGGAGGACUUUUCUCAUAAACAUUUACAAAUAUUCUGCUCAGUAAUGAAGUUAAUCAGUAAACCACACAACCUCUGGCCUCUGUUACUCCUCACCUAGUCUCAUUUUCAGUUGCUGUGAGUAAGCUAAGAAUGGUAAUGCAGUUUCAGGAGUUAGAAAAUCCAGUUCAAAUCAGUCCUUGUCACAGCCACACAUCUUCAGGAUUCGCCAUGGAAGUGAUGAGCAUGAAGCCCGCUAAAGGUGUACUAACAGAACAAGUGGCAGGUCCUCUGGGACAGAAUCUAGAAGUGGAACCAUACUCACAAUACAACAACGUUCAGUUUCCCCAAGUUCAACCACAGAUUUCCUCUUCUUCCUAUUAUUCCAAUGUGGGUUUCUAUCCCCAGCAGCCUGAAGAGUGGUACUCUCCUGGAAUAUAUGAACUCAGGCGAAUGCCUGCUGAGACUCUCUAUCAGGGAGAGACUGAGGUAGUGGAGAUUCCCAUAACCAAGAAGGCCCGACUGGGAGCAUCAGCAGGGAGAAUCAAAGGGGAUGAGCUAUGUGUUGUCUGUGGAGACAGAGCAUCUGGAUAUCACUAUAAUGCCCUGACCUGUGAGGGAUGCAAAGGUUUCUUCAGAAGAAGCAUUACCAAAAACGCUGUGUACAAGUGUAAAAACGGGGGCAACUGUGUGAUGGACAUGUACAUGCGAAGGAAGUGCCAAGAGUGUCGACUAAGGAAAUGCAAAGAAAUGGGAAUGUUGGCUGAAUGUAUGUAUACAGGCUUGUUAACUGAAAUUCAGUGUAAAUCUAAACGACUGAGAAAAAACGUGAAGCAGCAUGCAGAUCAGGCCAUCCAUGAAGACAGUGAAGGACGUGACCUGCGACAAGUGACCUCGACAACUAAGUCAUGCAGGGAGAAAACUGAACUCACCCCAGAUCAACAGAAUCUUCUUCAUUAUAUUAUGGAUUCAUAUAGCAAGCAGAGGAUGCCUCAGGAAAUAACAAAUAAAUUUUUAAAAGAAGAAUUCAGCGCGGAAGAAAAUUUUCUCAUUUUAACUGAAAUGGCUACCAGUCAUGUACAGGUUCUUGUAGAAUUCACAAAAAAACUUCCAGGAUUUCAGACAUUGGACCAUGAAGAUCAGAUUGCUUUGCUGAAAGGGUCUGCAGUUGAAGCGAUGUUUCUCCGUUCAGCUGAGAUUUUCAGUAAGAAACUUCCAGCUGGACAUACUGACCUACUGGAAGAAAGAAUUCGAAAGAGUGGUAUCUCUGAUGAAUAUAUAACACCUAUGUUUAGCUUUUAUAAAAGUGUUGCUGAAUUGAAAAUGACUCAAGAAGAGUAUGCUCUGCUUACAGCAAUUGUUAUCCUCUCUCCAGAUAGACAAUACAUAAAGGACAGAGAGGCAGUAGAGAAGCUUCAGGAACCACUGCUUGAUGUGCUACAAAAGUUAUGUAAGAUUCAUCAGCCUGAGAAUCCUCAACAUUUUGCCUGUCUUCUGGGUCGCCUGACUGAGUUGAGGACAUUCAACCAUCACCACGCAGACAUGCUUAUGUCAUGGAGAGUGAAUGACCACAAGUUUACCCCACUUCUCUGUGAAAUCUGGGAUGUGCAGUGAUGAGCACUGCAGAGACAGGGUCCAGCUCUUCAUUUUCCUGAUAUAAAUCUGAUACAUAACUUUCUUUUUAUUGCAUUUGUACCUGGCUUCAUGCCAGAAUUUUCCUCUAUAUUUAUGUGGUAGUUAUAUAACCCUAACUGUAAAUAUGGGGCUAGGUUGAAAUACUCUCUCUAUAUUGUAUUUUACAAAGCUUCAGGGAAUUUUUCAUUCAAAUUGGCAUGCCCUGUUUGCCAAAUUAAAUUAAUCAUUACUGUAAGUCUGUUGAAAUAGGGGAAACUCUCAUUUUGCUCUUCAUCUUACCUUAUUGCAUAUAUUUUAUUAAAGAGUUGUGUUCAAUUUGGGUAAUAAACCGAACAUAAUGGCAACAGGCUUUUCUUUGGGAACAAAAUUUGAAAAAUAUGCAAACUUAUUUCUUUAAAUGAUGAAUGGCAUCCUAUUGAGUCUGAGGGGGUAAUUUCCACAAAGAUAAACUCUUACAACAUAGAUAGCGUUUUUCUCAUCCCCGCAGGUCCUGGUGAAUAUUCAUUCAUUUGUGAUAGCCCUUUGAUAAUUUCUUAUUCUUCAAAGUUCACAGAGCAUAGCAUAUAGAAGAGUUAAUGAUUCUUACAUAAAAUAUUCCCUCAAGCAAUUUCUUUCCCUACUUAGGGUCCUGAGGUGGCAUUUACAAAUUCAGAGUAUGCAGAUAACUCCAGUGAUGGGACAUUCCCUUUUCUCUCAUAAAAGUGCUCUCUAUUGGCUUUAUGCAUGUAAUUACUCAUUUUUCAUUUAUUUGUUUGUUUUGCUUUUGGAAAACACUCCUUCAGCUGGGUGCACAGCUGUGUAUACUUCCCCUAAAGCAGGAAUUAGUUCAUUUCCUUCCUUUAUUGUUAUAUUGUUGCAUUCUUCUCCCCACCAUCCUUCAGUAAAUAUAAUAAAACACCUUCUGUAAGUAA